Molecule: messenger RNA, 1124 nt
Organism: Hibiscus syriacus
Lineage: Eukaryota; Viridiplantae; Streptophyta; Magnoliopsida; Malvales; Malvaceae
Product: probable rRNA-processing protein EBP2 homolog
Exons: 2
Coding region: 102-1007 (301 amino acids)
Biological process (GO): ribosomal large subunit biogenesis; rRNA processing
Cellular component (GO): nucleolus; nuclear periphery; preribosome, large subunit precursor
Source: RefSeq, a predicted model, not a curated record
AUUUAGAGCUGCUAGGGUUUUGAGAACAAGCGGCUGGUGUUUUCUUCUCUAAUCAACUCGUUUUGUGCUUCAAGUAUCUUUUUUUUUCAGAUUUGUGCGCUAUGGGGCUGCGAAUCAAAGAUUUAAGCUUCUUACAACCCGAGAAUGCAGCGGACGAUGAUGUUGACGAUGAAAUGGAUCCUCACAGUGAGGAAGAAGAGUCUGAAUCCGAGUCAGAAUCGGAGCAGGAAGACGUGAAGUUGAUGGAGCCGUCGAAGACGGCUGUAUACAAUCAAGAAGGCCUUGUCGAGAAACUCGAAGACAUCAGCUGGCCGGAAAAUGUCGACUGGAUGCACAAGCUUUCCCUCGAUGUCGAUCAAGUGAAAGAGGUGGAUGUGAACGAUGACUUAGCGAGAGAGCUUGCUUUCUACACGCAGGCGUUGGAGGGGACGAGGCUGGCAUUCGACAAGUUUCAGUCAAUGGGGCUGCCAUUCCUUAGGCCACCGGACUAUUAUGCAGAGAUGGUUAAGACGGAUGCUCAUAUGCAGAAGGUCAAGGGCAAGCUCUUGGCGCAGAAGAGACAGAUUGAAGAGGCCGAAGAGAGGAGGAAAGCAAGAGAAGCCAAGAGGAUUGCUAAAGAGGUUCAAGCUGAGAAGUUGAAAGAAAGAGCUAAGCAGAAGAAACAAGAGAUUGAGGAAGUUAAGAAGUGGAGGAAGCAAAGGCAGCAGAGUGGCUUCAAAGACGGAAAAGAUAGUAUGAAGGACUUGGGUUUCGGAGAAGGUAAAGCAUUCGAGAGGUCGAGCAAGAAAAGGCCUGGUGUGUCUCCGGGUGAUCGAUCUGGAGGGAAGGCAAAGCAAGGUGGUGGAAAGGGUAACAAUAAGAAUAAGAAAAACAGGGAGUUCCGGGAUUCAAAGUUCGGGUUCGGAGGAAGGAAAGGUAUGAAGAAGCAAAACACUGCAGAAACAACAAACGAUUUUCGAACCUUAAAUAAAGGCAGUGUUGCAGGAAACAAGAAAAGGAAAAGGUGAUUUUACGUAGGACUUAUUCUCACUUCUUCAGGGCAAUUUUGUUAUGCAUUUGUUUAAAUUUUAAGUUGUUUCAUCUUUAAUUAUGUUUUUGAUGCAUCUUUAAGCUGUUUUCUUAUA